CUUGCUGCAGCCAUGGUCAGCCCCAUCGUGUUCUUUGACAUCGCGGCUGAUGGCGAGCCCUUGGGCCGCGUCUCCUUCGAGCUGUUUGCAGACAAAGUUCCAAAGACAGCAGAAAACUUUGGUGCUCUGAGCACUGGAGAGAAAGGAUUUGGAUAUAAGGGUUCUUCCUUUCACAGGAUUAUUCCAGGAUUCAUGUGCCAGGGUGGUGACUUCACACGCCAUAAUGGCACUGGCGGCAGAUCCAUCUACGGAGAAAAAUUUGAGGAUGAGAACUUCAUCCUGAAGCAUACAGGUCCUGGCAUCUUGUGCAUGGCAAAUGCUGGACCAAACACAAACGGUUCCCAGUUUUUUAUCUGCACCACCAAGACUCUGGAUGGCAAAUAUGUGGUCUUUGGGAAGGUGAAAGAAGGCAUGAACAUUGUGGAAGCCAUGGAGCGUUUUGGGUCCAGGAAUGGCAAGACCAGCAAGAAGAUCACCAUUUCCGACUGUGGACAACUCUAAUUCUUUUGACUUGUGGGCUUCUUACCCACCAGACCAUUCCUUCUGUAGCUCAGGAGAGCACCCCAGCCCCAUCUGCUCACAGUACCCUGUAAUCUCUGCUCUCACUGAAGUUCUUUGGGUUCCAUAUUUUCCUCAUUCCCCUUCAAGUCUAGCUGGAUUGCAGAGCUAAGUUUAUGAUAA
Alexandromys fortis (reed vole) is the source of this 681-nucleotide messenger RNA. RefSeq names its product peptidyl-prolyl cis-trans isomerase A-like. Gene Ontology annotation, cellular component: intracellular membrane-bounded organelle. The transcript has a single exon. Gene Ontology annotation, molecular function: peptidyl-prolyl cis-trans isomerase activity. Gene Ontology annotation, biological process: protein peptidyl-prolyl isomerization; protein folding. NCBI's taxonomy places the organism in Eukaryota, Metazoa, Chordata, Mammalia, Rodentia, Cricetidae. The record is from RefSeq and is a predicted model, not a curated record. The coding region runs from base 13 to 501 and encodes 162 amino acids.